GUUCCAUCGAAGGGAGUUACGGAUCCGUUCCCUCUCCCUUCGGUCUCGCCUGACCUUUUUUCCCCUCUUGACUCGCCCACCCUCCUCUCCUCCUUCAACCCCCCGUCCGUCUCAAACCCUCGUACUAGAAUUUUAGAAAUACAAUCCAAACGUAGAGAAAAACCCUAAUCUUUCUCUCUCUAUCCAUCUUCUCUUCCAUUUCUGCAUAUGUUUCCUCCGGAAACCAGAGCGAGAUCGAAAAUGCAAGUGAUAGGAGGGCGAUGAAUUCAAUUUCCUAAGGAAGAUCUUCGCAUCCGGUCGCGAUGGAUUUUCCAGAUCCGAAGGAACCCCUGUCGAUAUGCCUGCCGAAGAAGAACUCGAAUUCUCCUUUGUCGUCGCCUGUCUACCGUUUGAUGAAUGGCGCGGGCUCUCCUCCUUCGUCCUGGUUCGAGAUCCGCCUUUUCUACGUCAGGAUCACCCCCUGUGCCGUUGACGCCGUUCCCAACCUCCUCACCCUCUCCCACCUCGGCCGCGAGGUCGGAGCGGCCCUUGAGAUCAACGGCUCCCGUAUCCCCACCGCCGAGACCGCGUCCCUCACCCUCCGCCGCGAUCGCAUCGACAAGGAGUCCUCGGAGGUCACCUACGUCAGCACCGACAACGUCCGUGUAACUGGGGCCGUCGAUUUCGAGGUGUUCGAGAAGGAGGAUCUGAUCCUCUGCGGGUCGCUCGAGAGGAUGGAGCCCUCGUGGAAGAACGGCGGUGUCGGGUUUGAUCAUCACCAUCAUCAGGGCCUGGAUAAUGAUUCAAAGACCGGGUGGAGUAUGGAUUGCUACUCCGCAGCGUCGCUCACAACAGGAUCCUCCGCAUUCUGCCAGCCUAAGCUCGGGAUUUCCUCGCCCUCCAUUGAGGUGUAUGUCGCUGGUUGCUGCUCUGGAUUCCCCCUGAUUCUGACGAAGACGAUUCAUUUGAGUCCACGGCGGAAGCCUCUGAGGCAAACGACUCUCGACUCUAUACCGGAGGAUGAAGAAACGGGAAGAGAGUAUAGGAGCAUCAAUGGCUUUCUUCGCAACCGUACGUUAGAGGUCACUGACGGGGAAAGUGAUGGAUAUGAUUCGGAAGGGAAAAUUGGGCACGAUUUCUAUCCCGAAGGUAGGUACUCUGAUGAUGAUGGCCAGCUCACUUGGUUCAAUGCUGGGGUGAGAGUUGGCGUCGGAAUUGGCCUGGGGAUGUGUUUGGGGAUCGGCAUUGGUGUCGGACUACUCAUGCGCUCAUAUCAGGCAACGACCAGAACCUUCAAGAGGCGGUUUUUCGGAAGAAAAGAGAGAGAAAUGAUGGAAAGCGGUGCGAGUCACAGAAGAACGGUGCACCCACACCACCACAAUGGCACCACCAAAUCGGCCGAGUCGACUCAGUCACUCCCGCUCGUCGUCUCCCUCAAUUGCAUCGAGGACAUCGCCACGCUCGAGCAGGACGCCCUCUCUGGCCUCGCCACGGUCGAACACGUGUCCCUGGACCGCAUCACCGAUGGCCGGAUCGAGCCCGCCGCGGCCGUCCUCCUCCACUCUCUCGCUUUCCUCCCCCGCGCCGCCCAGCGCCGCCUCCACUCCCGUCAGCUCAUCCUCUGCCUCGGGUCCUCCGACCGGGCCGUAGACUCCUCCCUUGCCGCCGACCUCGGCCUCCGGCUCGUCCACGUCGACGCCAGCCGGGCUGAGGAGGUCGCCGACACCGUCAUGGCCCUCUUCCUGGGCCUUCUCCGCCGGACCCACCUCCUCUCCCGGCACGCCUUCUCGGCAUCGGGAUGGCUGGGGUCGCUGCAACCGCUCUGUCGCGGGAUGCGACGGUGCAGGGGGCUGGUGCUUGGGAUUGUCGGGAGAUCUGCAUCUGCACGAUCAUUGGCAGCUCGGAGUCUGGCUUUCAAGAUGAGUGUACUCUACUUGGAUGUCCAUGAGGGAAAGGGAAAAUCAGGACGAGCUUCUAUUACAUUUCCUCCAGCUGCUCGAAGAAUGGAUACACUUAAUGAUUUGCUUGCAGCAAGUGACCUUGUUUCGCUCCAUUGUGCUGUAUCAAAUGAAACCGUUCAGAUUAUCAAUGCAGAGUGCUUACAGCACAUAAAGCCUGGGGCUUUUAUUGUGAAUACAGGUAGCAGUCAGCUAUUAGAUGAUUGGGCUCUAAAACAGCUUUUGAUUGAUGGAACCAUUUCGGGUUGUGCGCUGGCUGGUGCAGAAGGGCCACAAUGGAUGGAAGCAUGGGUGAGAGAGAUGCCCAAUGUAUUGAUCCUACCCCAUAGCACAGAUUAUAGUGAAGAGGUAUGGAUGGAAAUACGGGAGAAAGCUGCUUCUAUAUUGCAGACAUACUUCCUUGAUGGAGUUAUUCCCAAGGAUGCCAUUUCUGAUGAUGAUGAUGAUGACGAUGAAAAAAGUGAAACGGGGUAUGGAGAUGAUCAAUCUGAGAAACGAGAGAAAGAAAGCAUGUUGCAGGUUAGUAAUGGCGAGCAACUUACAGAUGAAAGCCAGUUAAUUCCAGAAUGCAGUAAAAAAGAGGCUGUUUAUCAAUUGGCAGAGUCUCGUGUGCAGUCUCAUGGUCCAGGUGUUUCUCAAGAUACCGGUACAUCUGAUGGAAAGCAUAACAGGUCAGGGAAGAAGGGUAAAAAGAGGUCUGCACGUCAUAAACCCCAACAACAGUCAGACACAUUAGAAAGAGAUGGCAAUUAUUCAUCACAGCUAGAAGAUGAUACUGUUGUAAGUGGCAGAGAUCAAGCAUUAAGUUCCAAUUCUUGUUUCGCUUCCCCAGAAGAUUCUAGAAAUAGGCAAACGUGCCCUGCUGAAUCAGCUCCAGAAUCAACUUCCAUAAAUCAGGCAACAUUAAGCAAGGGACUCUGUAUAAAAUUGGGUGAGCUGAAAGAUGGGUAUGUUAUAGCAUUACACGCAAGAAAUCAACCUGGAUUUUACGUGUCCAGGCAAAAAGUCCCUGCUGGAGGAUGGUACCUGGAUACGAUGUCUAAUGUCACGAAAAGGGAUCCUGCCACGCAGUUUCUCAUUGUUUCUAGAAGCAAGGACACUAUUGGGUUGAGAUCUUUUGCAGCUGGUGGAAAAUUAUUGCAGAUAAAUAGGAGAACGGAAUUUGUAUUCACAAGUCACAGCUUUGAUGUUUGGGAGAGUUGGACAUGGGAAGGUUCUUUGCUUGAGGAGUGUAGGCUUGUCAACAGUAGAAAUCCCUUGGCCGCUUUGGAUGUAUGCGUUGAGAUUCUUGCGGUGGUGGGUGAAGAUGGAGUUACUCGCUGGCUGGAUUAGGCGACUCAGGAGGAACCUGCUAGUCCCCAACGCCACUCAACUUUCAGUUUGUAUUCCCACGAGAGACUUUGUAAAGUACUCAGUUGAAAGUGAGAAAAACAGGUGAAUCUGCAUUCUCCAUAUGUUGUGGGCUUCUAUUUAGCUAUUUGAAAGUUAUUUUAAUGUAUAGAGAGGAUUUCCUUUUGAAUCUCUCAUGUAGUCCAGUGAUCUAUUGUAUGUCCUUUAUAAAUGAAAUAGUGAUUGAUUCGGAUGCA
This is a messenger RNA of Magnolia sinica, 3523 nucleotides long. RefSeq names its product C-terminal binding protein AN-like. The record is from RefSeq and is a predicted model, not a curated record. The coding region runs from base 303 to 3269 and encodes 988 amino acids. Gene Ontology annotation, biological process: microtubule cytoskeleton organization. Gene Ontology annotation, molecular function: NAD binding. The transcript has 9 exons. Lineage: Eukaryota; Viridiplantae; Streptophyta; Magnoliopsida; Magnoliales; Magnoliaceae.